CGCAAGGAUGACGUCACUAGGCGCGUGCCGGGUAGCCCGUGGGAACACCUAUUCUGAGGAAGUGGAGACCUGUGGGCAGGCGGCUGAGACAGGGCACUGAAAGUUGUGGAACCAUAAUUUGUGACAUGACUUGUUUUUUGGUAAGCAGACACUUAUGAUUCCAGAAGAUUGGGACUAACAGGAGGAAGCCCCUUCUGAGAUUUUUAACAAAGUUCUCAAACAGCAACCUACACCAUGGACAUGAAGCUGGACCCUUCCCGAGAUGACCUGCCUCUCCUGGCCAACACCAGCCACAUACUUGUGAAGCACUAUGUACUGGAUUUGGAUGUGGAUUUUGAAAGUCAGGUCAUUGAGGGCACCAUUGUGCUUUUCUUUGAGCCUGGAAACAGAUUCGAGAAAGAAGGUAGUCCCACCGAGGAAACGUGCCCAUCAGAGGCUAACGAAGCCUGCAAAUUUAGGACGCCUGAACCCUGCCAUAUUCCUGUGACAGAUACAAGGACCUUCUCAUCUAAAGUGGGAUGUCAUGAUUUUGUAAUCUGUGGUAAAGGUGAAAAAGAUACUUCUGGUAAAGAUGGUAACCAUGACAACCGGGAACAGGCUUCUGGGAUUUCUAGCUCAAAGUACUGCUGUGACACGGGGAAUCCUGGGAGUGAGGAUUUUUUGCUAGUGUUGGACUGCUGUGAUUUAUCUGUGGUAAAGGUUGAGGAGGUGGAUGUUGCUGCUGUGCCAGGUAUUGAAAAAUUUACAAGGUCUCCCAAGCUCAGGAAUCAGAUUGUACGUGAACUUGUGGCUCUGCCUGCAGAUCGUUGGAGGGAGCAGUUAGACUGCUACGCUCGCUGCAGCCAGGCUCCUGGCUGUGGGGAGCUCCUAUUUGACACUGACACUUGGAGCUUACAGAUCAGGAAGACAGGGGCUCAGACAGCUACUGACUUUCCUCACGCCAUAAGGAUACGGUACAGGACCAAACCCCAGGGGCGAUCAGUUACGUGGACCUCAGACCAGAGUGGCAGGCCAUGUGUUUAUACUAUGGGAUCUCCCAUAAACAACAGGGCCCUUUUUCCAUGCCAGGAGCCACCCGUUGCCAUGUCAACAUGGCAGGCUACAGUUCGAGCAGCUGCAUCUUUUGUUGUUUUAAUGAGUGGAGAAAAUUCUGCCAAGCCGACACAGCUUCGGGAAGGGUGCUCAAGCUGGCAUUACUAUGUAACCAUGCCGAUGCCAGCCUCCACCUUCACAAUUGCAGUGGGGUCCUGGACAGAAAUGAAGCCAGAGACCUCCUCAUCAAAUGAUCUGGCAACAGAGAGAUCCUUCUCACCUUCCGAGGCUGAUUUCAGGUACGCUGGCAUUUGUGGUCACAUGGAAUACCCGUGCCGCUUCCAGAAUGCUUCUGCCACCACCCAGGAGAUCAUCCCUCAUCGGGUCUUUGCCCCGCUGUGCCUCCAGGGUGCCUGCCAGGAGACCCUCCUGCCGCUGGUCCCUGCUUGCCUCACGGCGGCACACUCCGUCCUGGGAACACACCCAUUCUCCAGGCUGGAUGUACUCAUCGUCCCUGCCAACUUUCCAAGCCUGGGGAUGGCCAGCCCACACAUCAUCUUCCUCUCUCAGAGCACCUUGCCUGGAAGGAGCCAUCUCUGUGGGACGCGUCUCUGCCAUGAGAUUGCUCACGCCUGGUUUGGCCUGGCUCUCGGGGCCCGUGACUGGACGGAGGAGUGGCUGAGUGAAGGGUUCGCCACUCACUUGGAAGAUGUGUUCUGGGCCAGAGCACAGCAGCUGGCCCCCCACGAGGCCCAGGAGCAGCAGGAGCUGAGGGCCGGCCUGCGCUGGCGUCGCCUGCAGGACGAGGUGCAGAACUCCCCGCAGGAGAUGCAGGUGUUGAGACCUAAUAAAGAGAAAACGGGCCACGUGAGUGACUCAGGAUCAUCUGUCAUCAAACAUGGGCUCAAUCCGGAGAAGGUCUUCAUGCAGGUUCAUUACCUGAAGGGCUACUUCCUUCUCCGGUUCCUCGCCCAGAGACUUGGAGAUGACACCUAUUUUUCAUUUUUAAGAAAGUUUGUGCACACAUAUCACGGGCAGCUGAUUCUUUCCCAGGAUUUCCUUCAAAUGCUGUUGGAGAACAUCCCAGAAGAAAAAAGGCUUGAGUUGUCUGUUGAAAACAUCUUCCGAGACUGGCUUGAGAGUUCCGGAAUACCACAGCCUCUGCACAGGGAGCCCCUGAAGGCUGUUGAAAGAGUGCUGGUGCGGCCCCCGCGCCGCGAAAGGGGCCCGAGGCUUCCCCAGGUGAAGCCGAGGAGGGCUGCGUCGCGAGGCCGUCCGUCGUGUCUUUCUCACGCGGGGGGCGGCCCUCAGGACCCGUCGUCCUGUUUGAAAUGCCCUGUGGUUUUUGAACUUCAGGUCGCGAAAUGGGUUCGAGUGAACCGGAGACCCCGAAAGCGGAAACGAAGGGAGACCGAAGAAGUGUUUGAAGAGCUUCUUCCAGACCAGCUGGUCUUGCUUCUGGAGCAUCUCUUAGAGCAGAAGACCCUGAGCCCCCGAACCCUGCAAAGCCUGGAGAGAACGUACCGCCUCCCGGAGCAGGAUGCGGAGGUUCGCCAUCGAUGGUGUGAACUGGUUGUGAAGCACAGACACACAGGAGCGUACAGAGACGUGGAGCGAUUCCUCCAGGAGGACCAGGCCAUGGGCAUCUACCUCUACGGGGAGCUGAUGGUGAGUGAGGACGCCCGGCAGCAGUGCCUCGCCCGCAGGUGCUUCGAGCUGAGCAGGGAGCACAUGGACAGGUCCUCCGCGCAGGUGGUGGCCGAGAUGUUAUUUUAAAGAGGAAAGAUCACAGAGAGAUUCUUUUUCAUACAUCUCCUCCUCGCCCUAGUGGGACCAGGAUCGCAUUGACCCUGGACAUCAAAGGAAGGAUUAUGGGGCUGCUAAAGCCAUCAGCCGACAGCCAUGUGCAUGCCUGGAGUGACUUCC
Messenger RNA from Vicugna pacos (alpaca), 2958 nucleotides. The record is from RefSeq and is a predicted model, not a curated record. NCBI's taxonomy places the organism in Eukaryota, Metazoa, Chordata, Mammalia, Artiodactyla, Camelidae.